UGUCCAUGGUGAAGACAACAGCGAGCCUCGGCAUCCCCAUCACAGAGCUGGGAUCCAUCAUCCAACGGAGGAGCCUAUAGGUUAUUGGGGAAUCUGAAGACUGUGAAGAGAUCCCAUGCCUGGCAUGCAGUGAUUCCCCAGCCGCCCAUCCGACCGAUAAGAUUCCGUCGUCCGAAUGAAAUCUUCAAGUCCCUUUCAACCCUCAGCUAUAAGACUAGCGACACGUUCGCUUCGGCCACUCUCUCGGUAUUUCGAUGGCCAGCUGACCUUCAGUGUCCGGCAUCGUGUUGGCAGAGUUCCCUUACUCUUCCCCUGAACCAUCAGCACUGUCACCAAAGAUGUGCACAUACGAUUAUACGCCGUACACCGGCUGCAGAGAUGGGGAGCAGCACUUCUACAUUCAAUGGGUGAAAUGCAAAAAAGCAGUCCAAACAAACAAAUACUGCACCUUGGAAGGCUCAACCAAGCUCGAACAUCUCAGCAAGUUGUCUUCCAAUGUUCUCUCCUGCCCAAUCCACGGCCUGGUUGCCGUGCAGCAACCCCUUCUCGAUUCAUUACCCCUGGCUACCGUUGAAGAGCUUGGUGUCCGAGAUAGCUCAGACGGAAAGACGGGGGGAGCUCGGGUCCGUACCAAAGCCCACCACGACUUGUCAAUUUCCAAAGACACACCACAUGAGCAACUCCCGCGCAGAGAUCGAGAUCCAUGGGCAGCAGGCAGAAGAGAAUCGGAAUCAUCGGAUUCCGAAUCGUCAAGCCGCAUCAAAGCCCCGUCUAGGGCUGUUGAUGAGGGCUUGUCAGCACACGGCGUCCCCAGGAAGCGAAGCACGCCGCCUACCCGAGAGAAGACUCACCGACGUGCCAGGUCCGCCGAUCUGAGCGUGCCGUCCUCUCAGCCAUCAUCUGUGCACCACACUCACAGCAAGGUUCUUCUGCAACGGCGAGCCGAAUCCGAGACUCAGGAACAGGAAACCCAGCCAGUAACGAAAUCUACGACAAAGAACGCGACGUCACGUCCGAAGCAAACCCUGGACAUCCCAAUCGGACCUGGCAAGAUGGGACUGCCCGCAAGCCCAGACGUUCAUCGCUUAGCCAAUGAGCUUCACAGGAGCAAGAGUGAGGCACUACUCAGGGACUGUGAAGAGCCCCAAUCCAAACCUGAUGGACCUACCGAGCAAACUACGGGCUCGAGUGACGGUUCUCCAGACCACAAUUCAGAAUUACCCUUCAGUAACGGACCUCCGUGUCGAGGACGGAGGUCGGGGUCAAGCUCAAUGCGCAACCGCAGUGUCGACACAUCGAUGAGACGGAUCUAUGGAAAUGCCGUGCCGGAAGAAGACGAGGAGGAGCCUCUUCAAACGCAGCGGCCAGAGUUGGCUCGCGGUCCCUCCGUUGUGCCACAGCCUAAGACCGCCUCCCCUAUAGAACGGAUGCGAGGCAGCGGCAGCACACAGGUCCCAUUUCCGAAGCCGGCUUCCCGCCUUGCUCGCCACGAGGAAUUGGACACGACCCGUUUAAGCUCCUUGCAGAUCCCGGAACGAAUUGAUGGCCAUCAGCGCCCGGUUUCCCGCAGCAGCGCCACUAGCUCUCCUGGGCAAGACAAGUCUCGUCCGUCAUUUCGAAGCAUCAAGUCCCUGAGAUAUGGUGGAGCCCCGUAUCAUACCAGAGUACCAGAGGAGAUUGCCUUUCUCAGCAGCUUUGGAGCCACACGCUUUGACGGCCAAAUCGAUGAAGGGCACAUAUGGGCCGCCGCCAACGAGCACAUGUCCAGCCCUUCCACAUCAUCGGGCAGCCCGAAGGCGGACAACGCAGCCCACGCAUUUGAGCCAAACCAGGCGCCGAGUUCGUCGGGGAGGGAGUCGGUUGAUAGUGGGUACCUGAGCGGGCAUCAGCAGCAGCCGCAGAGAGGGGGGAAGUCACCUACGGCAUCAGCGGUAGGCUUAGGUAUUACGGGGCUCACGGUUGGUCACAAGGGGGGAAAUUCUUCACUGCCCUGCAGCCAACAUGGGCAAGACGCGAGGGACGGUCCCGUACCCGAAAUCCAGAAUCUGAAUGGGUUGCCGCCUUGCGCAUUACCCGUGAGUUUGGCUUCACUGCCGUCGGAGACUGUUGGGAAGGGUGGGAAAACGCCGCUCCUGCAGCGAAUGGGCCUGAAGAAAAAGAUCAGUGGCUUGUGGGAACGGGGUGGACAGAAAGAGAUUGGAGCCAUUGAGGGGUGAAGCAACAAGCUGUUCUUGUUCUGCCUGUUUCGAUGGUGG
This is a messenger RNA of Canariomyces notabilis, 2255 nucleotides long. RefSeq lists its product as uncharacterized. Lineage: Eukaryota; Fungi; Ascomycota; Sordariomycetes; Sordariales; Chaetomiaceae. The transcript has a single exon. The record is from RefSeq and is a predicted model, not a curated record. Bases 339 to 2216 code for a protein of 625 amino acids.